AUGCGGCUCACAUGCAUCCUCGCAGUGUUAAUCGCGGUCACUUUUCAUGCCACUGCCAAUGCACUUCCUGCAGAUGCGGGUAAAGUCAUUCAUGAAAACGGUGCUGACACUCGUAUUCCGACCCACGUGCAUGACCAGCGCUUACUGCGUCGUGUCAGAAAUGACGAAGGUGAGCUCACGGAAGAAAGAACCGGAGGCUUACUGGAUAAGAUAAAGUCUGUGGUGAAGAAAAUCACACCCGAAAAGGCCGUGACAAAGUUUAAGGAGAAGGACAUUACGAAUCCCGAAUGGUUGAAGAUCAUAAAACACAAGGUUCGUGAAGCAAAGGGACAGGGGUACAAAUAG
This is a messenger RNA of Phytophthora infestans T30-4, 345 nucleotides long. RefSeq names its product avr2 family secreted RxLR effector peptide protein, putative. The record is from RefSeq and is a predicted model, not a curated record. Bases 1 to 345 code for a protein of 114 amino acids. NCBI's taxonomy places the organism in Eukaryota, Oomycota, Peronosporomycetes, Peronosporales, Peronosporaceae. The transcript has a single exon.